Messenger RNA from Nestor notabilis (Kea), 1308 nucleotides. RefSeq names its product putative short-chain dehydrogenase/reductase family 42E member 2. Gene Ontology annotation, molecular function: 3-beta-hydroxy-Delta5-steroid dehydrogenase (NAD+) activity. Gene Ontology annotation, biological process: steroid biosynthetic process. The transcript is spliced from 11 exons. The record is from RefSeq and is a predicted model, not a curated record. NCBI's taxonomy places the organism in Eukaryota, Metazoa, Chordata, Aves, Psittaciformes, Psittacidae. The annotation marks the transcript as partial.
UUGCAUUAAAGUAAAACUUUGCUGCCGUGAAUAGAGCUUCUUAACAUGAAACUCACUGGGAUUGUCUGCAUCCACGAGCAGUAUGGAGCAGUUUCAACAUGGAGGAGAAAUUGUUACAUGUGUCUUUUAAUAGCAGACAGCAUUUCGCUGAGUGAAAACAUACUGAGUGGAGUAGCAACACCCUGGCACCAAGCCUCUAACUCCAAAGUGAAUGGAUAUGCUGGAGCGCUGAAUGAAACCAGGAUGAGAGCAGUGGUGACAGGAGGUGGAGGCUAUGUUGGAUGCAAGCUGGGAUGUAUUCUUGCCAGCAGAGGAGCUUCUGUUGUUCUCUAUGACAUACAAAAGCCUAUCUGGGAAAUCCCCAAUGGAGUAGUGUUUAUCCAGGCAGACAUCAGGGACUAUGAUGCCCUAUUUGCAGCCUUUGAAGGGGCUGACUGUGUGUUUCAUGUAGCUUCAUAUGGAAUGUCAGGAAGAGAGCAAUUGCACAGAGAAGAGAUUGAAACGGUAAAUAUCCAUGGAACAAGAUUCGUCAUUGAUGCCUGCAAGCAAAGGAACAUUGCCAGAUUGGUAUACACCAGUACAGUAAAUGUGGUGUUUGGAGGGCUUCCUAUUGAAGAUGGUGAUGAGGAAACUGUGCCAUAUUUUCCAAUUGAAAAGCAUGUUGAUCAUUAUUCCAGAACCAAAUCAAUUGCAGAACAAAUGGUACUAGCAGCUAAUGGAACUCCACUGGCAGGAGGUGGAAUACUCUAUACAUGUGCUCUUCGCCCACCAGGAAUCUAUGGACCAGAAGAGCAAAGACACUUGCCAAGGCUAGCAAAGAAUAUCAAGAGAGGGUUACUUAACUUCAAGUUUGGGGAUUCUUCUGCUAAAAUGAACUGGGUGCAUGCAGAGAAUCUCAUACAAGCUCAAAUUCUAGCUGCUGAUGCUCUCACCUCUGGAAAGAACUACAUUGCUAGUGGCCAGGCGUAUUUCAUUAAUGAUGGUGAAAAGUUCAACCUUUUUGAAUGGUUAACUCCACUUUUUGAAAGAUUAGGCUGCAGUACGCCAUGGAUACGUAUUCCUACUUCCUUAGUUUAUGCAUCAGCCUUGGUAAUGGAAUACCUUUAUCUGAUGCUGAAACCAUGUGUUGAACUGUCCCCACUGCUGACCAGAAAUGAGGUACUCAACAUUUCCAUAACUCACACAUUUCGGAUAGCCAAGGCACGGACUCAGCUGGGGUACAGCCCAGAGAAGUUCACAUUUGCUGAUUCUGUGGACCAUUACCUUAAAACCAAAACAGAAGCCCGGAAUCAUCACAUCUUCUUCAAA